Messenger RNA from Emiliania huxleyi CCMP1516, 1299 nucleotides. RefSeq lists its product as hypothetical. Lineage: Eukaryota; Haptophyta; Isochrysidales; Noelaerhabdaceae. The transcript is spliced from 2 exons. The record is from RefSeq and is a predicted model, not a curated record. Bases 58 to 1119 code for a protein of 353 amino acids.
GCGAGAGUCCCUUCCCGAGCUCUCCCGGUUGGCGAUAGGUAGACGAACAAAGGACCGAUGGGCUCUGCGUCCUCAAAGACGCGUAAGGACAAGGCCAAGAGCAGCACCAUCGCUGCAUGCCCGACCGACACAGCUGCAGCAAAGGCCUGCCCGACGAGACUCGACGAUGGCCUGGCGCAAGUCGCGAUGUUUGCAGGUCUCCGGCAGGUGACGAUGGGCGUGUUGCGCAUCGACUACGACUACCAGACCAACUUGGGAGACAUACUCGACCCACGAUCCUUUGAUUUUCGGCUAGUCUCGGCCACAGUCGAGGGGCUUACCUUCAAGAGGGCUCAGGAAGGCGAGCCGCUACCCUGCUACGUUAUGAGCAACCUCGACGGAGCAGUUAAGAAGCUGAUCGACGCAGGAGCGGACUUCAUCGUCGGCGACUGUGGCUUUCUAGUCUACUGGCAGGUGUACGUGCGCGACUUUGCCCAGCAGUACGCGGGCGGCAGGGCUUGUCCCGUCAUGCUCAGCUCUCUCGUGCUGUCACUCCCGCUCCUCGCCACCAUCCCGGUGGGCGGCAAGAUUGGCAUCCUGACAGCCAGCAAAGGUAGCCUGAUGAAGAUGCAAAAGAAGCUUGCCAGCGUCAUCGAGCUACAGAAAGAGGAGGCGCGCACGCGGGCAGUGCCGGCAGCAGUGCAGCCGAGCGGCAUCGAGAUCAACUUCUCCGAUCCCCGGUUCAAGGUUGUCGGCCUCGACACCGUGAAUUCCUUCAAGACGGCGCUGGCGGACGACUCGGGAGUGGAUGACCGCCGCUCAAUCGCCAUCGAGAUUGCGAAGUACUGCAAGCAGGUGGCUUGUGAGGACCCCGCCAUAUGCGCGUGGCUCAUCGAGUGCACCGAGGCGGGCGGGUUUUCGUGGGCCAUCAAGCUCGGCACCGGUCUGCCGGUAUGGGACCCCGUCACCAUUGGCCGUUUCCUCUCGCUCGGCUUCACUUCAUCCCUACCUUCAGUGGCGCUCACCCUCGGCGAGACCGGCCAGGUUGCACUUGACCCAAACGAGACGGACGUGAGCAAGGGCCGCCCCACAAAGGCCGAGCAUCGCUUUGGGCCAGAGUUUGAGGAGAUGCUGCAGUGAGAUCAGAGGGUGUGGUAAAUGCCAUGCCCCGUGAUCCAGACCGCCUCGUUGAAGGUCGGCCGCUCGUUGCCAAUCAGCCACAAGGUUAAGUGAGCGCGGCCUGGAGUUAGGUGGAAUGACUGGAAUGGAGCCUAUUUAGGUCCGGUCCGGUCUCUGGUAUUAAUUAAACGUAUACAGGAG